AUGAUCAAGAUUGCGGGACGUAUGGAUGAUUUAUUCACUGCAGGCGCAGAGGUGUGGGACAUUCUGAGUCACGUUCUGAUGAACAUUGACAAAUAUAUCAUUCGUCUGCUUCUCUCAUCCAGGGUUUCUGCUUAUAAUGGCACCCCAAUCUUGAAACUGCUACUCAAAAUAAUAGAACGCAAGCGCUGGGGCCUCAAACCUUCAUGCAUUCAUGACGAAAAUGGAAAGUGGAACAAGAUCAUCACAUAUGCACCUGAUUGUCUCACGCAGCGCAAGGCAGAGGUCAAGAAGUUGUUGGACGUUUCUAUUGAGGAUGACACCUCUGUCAAUGCCGACAGUGAAAAGACUUAUAAAGGCAAGAACAUCAUUGAAUUAUGCAACGCGUUGCAUCAGAUAGGAAAGAAAUUGAUUUCUACUGGCACAGAUGUUGUUGUAACACCUGAGAUGUGUGCUCGCAUAGCAUUGUUGCGGCUAGUAUUCUUAGAAAACCCAACAGGAAAAUACUGGUCUGCUGUCGACCAGACUCUUGCAAAUAUUCGCAAAAAGGCAGGAGGAAAACUGAAUAAAGUAUCUGGAUGA
Messenger RNA from Laetiporus sulphureus 93-53, 579 nucleotides. RefSeq lists its product as uncharacterized. Lineage: Eukaryota; Fungi; Basidiomycota; Agaricomycetes; Polyporales; Laetiporaceae. The transcript has 4 exons. The record is from RefSeq and is a predicted model, not a curated record. Bases 1 to 579 code for a protein of 192 amino acids.